UGGAACAAGUGCCUCCCCGCAGCGCAACAUGCCCUCUCAACUCAACACACUGCUGCUCUCUGCGGUGAUGCUGGCAGCUCUGCUCCUUUGCGCUCUCGGAGCUCCAGUUGAAUCGGUGCCCACCGACAUCCCGGCAGGUGACCCCUCAGGUGAAGCGGAAGUGGUGUCCUCUGACCUGCUGAGCGAUUCCCCGGUCUGGCAAUCGAUCCUGGCCGCAACCAAACGCCACCAAGAGGAGUUUGAAAAUGAAUUCCAAAAUGCUGUGAAGUAUGAAUUUCUGGAACAUUACAAAAUCUCCUCAGUUCCAGCGAUGUGUCCUCUCUCCAACUUCAGCAAGGAGGCUUGUCUCCACAGGUUGGUCCAAGGCCUGCCAGUUUACAUAGUCCUCCUCAAACAUGUGGAGAAGGAGUACCCAGGCAGCUUGAUCUGCUCGGAGGUCAGAUAUCACAGUGGCCUCCUGAUCACGCAGAUCAAACAAGAGAUGAGGAACCCUGAAGCUGUCACUGCACUGACCAGCAGCCAGGAGGUGCAGCUGCUUAGGGGGCUUGACAACCCCACCGCUUUCCAAAGAAAGAUGACUGCACACAGCAUCCUGCGCCAGCUCCACCUCUUCCUCCUCAGGGGCAGACGAGUGAUUACCAAAAGGGAGAAGAGCAGAGGACGUCCGGCCUUCAGGACUGGGGCACCCAUCGCUUUCUACAACCAAAACUUGAAGGGUGACAGCACUCAGUUAUAAUGGGAGAUCUCAGGGAAUAUGGGUGCCAUUAGCAUUGCUACUGUCCUCAAGUGUUGUUUUUUUUGUUUUGUUUUAAAGGGGAAGUGAUGAAAGUGCAUGCUGAGUGCACCAACUGUAGCGGCUGAUUGUGUUAAUGUUAAAGGCCUCAGGGCUUGAACCGCCCACUAUUGCACAACUUAUUUAACCUAUUUAUACUUAGUGUUAUUUAUUUGUCAUAGGGAAAUCCAUGAUUGUGGGUCUCUUGCACCAAAAACUUAAUUUGCACUUGAUAAUCAUUUGAUUUUAGUGAUUUAUUUCUUGUUUUUAAAGCAUGAGCAGCAUUGCAUUCAGUUUUAUAAGAAAACAUUUUCAAGAAGCAAUAAUGUGUUUUUAUAAACAAGGACUUUAUUUUAUUUUAACAGUAUUUGAUUAUUUAUUUAAAUCUAUUAUUUUAAACUGAAUUUGCUGUUGAUUGAAUUACAAUGUAAUGAGCCGACCAAUAUGUGACUGGAAAGAUUUUUUGUACACAUGGAGAAUAAAAAAAUUAUUUGUUUAGAUAAGAAACAAGUUUCUUCAUUCCAACACUUCACACAUUACACGUCAUUGCAGGGUCAGACUUUUCCCCCCAUAAUCCAAUAACGUCAUUUGCUGAUUGUGAUCGGUCUCCUGUUAUGUACAUUCACCAGGGGUUAGAAAAUUUUACUGUUAAAAACAAUCUUUUUUUAUUCUGUGUGUUUCCUAACUUUAAACUUUAAAAAAAUGGGCUUAAGAUAUCGCUUAAGAUUUUCUUUAUGACUUUAAUAAUUAAUUCACCCAAAUUUUUACAAUCAAGACCCAGUUUCUGCCAUUUCUGGAUUAAGCAUCAACAGGAUUCAAAAGACAAGAGUGAUUUUUUGAAGGAUUUAUUCUCAGCAAUGUUAAAUUACAAAUAAAAACAGGAAAAACAUGGAAUGAAUGGUUAAUCCAAACAUUGCUACCCACCACACAUUCCCAUCAAAAUCCCAACAGAUAGUCCAGUCCACACUACAUAUUUUAAGGGACAGAGUCUUGAUUCCAGCUUGUUAAUCCAAGCAUCUCCUAUCCAUGUAGCCAACACUCUCCA
This is a messenger RNA of Centropristis striata (black sea bass), 1817 nucleotides long. RefSeq names its product interleukin-6-like. Gene Ontology annotation, molecular function: cytokine activity; interleukin-6 receptor binding. Gene Ontology annotation, cellular component: extracellular region. NCBI's taxonomy places the organism in Eukaryota, Metazoa, Chordata, Actinopteri, Perciformes, Serranidae. The record is from RefSeq and is a predicted model, not a curated record. Gene Ontology annotation, biological process: immune response; macrophage differentiation; myeloid cell development. The transcript has 5 exons. The coding region runs from base 29 to 736 and encodes 235 amino acids.